AGUGUAGUAUAUAUGUUAUAAUGUAAAUUGCAUUGUAAAUUUAUUGAACAAUAUAUGUAAUAUAUAUAAUAUCAAAUAUGAAAAGGAGUAGAAAUUAAAUAUUAAAAAUAGGUGUAAGUUUUCUGUAUUUAAAGGGGUUUUUUUUUUUUGUUUUUAUUUGGUCAGGGGUAGGGAGUUUUUUAGUUGUGGUCGGGCUUUUUUUGGGGCAUUUUGUAGGAUUGGGACUCUCCUUUUUGCCCCGGGAGCUCGAGGCUGGCCCGAGCCUGUGGCCUCUCCCGCAGGUGAGUGUGACACGGUAGAGAAGGGAGCCAGGCAGUGCUCUGGGACUUUGAAUCUACCCAACUGUUUUCCAAAUGUAUUUGCAGAGAUUCAGCUGUGGGGAAGCUGCAGAGAAGGCUGCCUGGCACAGCCCCCCAGAAUGGGCCUCCCCCGACUGGGCUCCCGCAGAGGAUGGGGCAGUUGCAGCCCCCUGUCAUUCCUGUGAGAUUUGGUAAGUCUGGGGAGGGGUUUCCUGACUGUCCCUGUCUCCAAGCGAGCCGUGCCUCGUUGUCCAGAAGCCCUGCCUGGGCAGCCCGGCCCGGCACAGCUCCAUUCCCUCUCCCGGGCUCACCGGAGGGAUGCAGAGCCACCAAAGUGCGGGUCAGGCUGGAAAGGGGACGGUGGGGCCUGCGGCCACAGCAGGGGGAAGGACAGGAGGCAAAGCCUCUCGACCAGCCCUGGGCCCAGCCUGCCCAGGAGAAGCUUCCGAGAGGCGCCGGGGCUCUCGUUUGCCCGGAAAGCUGCAGCCGUUGGGGCAGGUCUCGGGCUGUGACCCAGCCCCUGCAGCACUGCAGAGAAAAGGGGCACGUGAUGGCCCACGGGGUCGGCUGCAGUCCUUAAGAGCAGUGCCUGCUUUCACCACUGCCUUUUGCUGCCUGCAGAGAUCUGUGCUGAGGGUUGGCAGCUCCUGCUGGGGCAAGAGCUGCAUCUUCCAAGAGGCAAAGCUGCAGCAUCUUCCUCCCCAGGGACUGUCUCCAUGCAGGAAGCAGCACAGGGGACUGGCCGAAGGGCUCGGGCUGGGACACGGCCCCAACAGGAGCAGCCCUGGCACACUGACACGGGAGGAUGAGCCCAGAGGAGAUGCUGCUGCACCACGUCCCCAGGAGAGCCCCUGCCUCCUUCUGCUCUCAGGGAUGGGACUGGGAGACGCCUCCACGCCGAGAGUGGCACUUGGCAUGGCUUCAGUCCCCAGUGGAAGAGGCUGGGCUCCCCGCUGCCCAGAGCUCCUGGUUAGGGACACCCACGCCUGCGCCUGGCUCAGAGUCCAGGGUGCACUCAGUCCGGAUCCAGCCUCGAGACGUUCCUGCUGCAGCUGCAGGUGUUUCCCAGUCCAGCUUGCUGAACCUCCAGCUCUGACUGUUCUUCCUUCCAGCUCUGGCUCUGAGAUGCUGCACUUGAUGGCUGCUCCAGUUCCUUCCAGCUCUGGGUUGGUUUUUUCAAGCGCCACUACAAGGAGAUGCUGGAGGGCACCAAGACCCCCGGGGUGCCCCAGGACUGAGUGAGAGGAGCCCAAAAAUUUUGGGCACCCCAUCCCCCCAAAAUAUUAAAUUCACAUGGAAGCUUCCCCUGUAUUUGUGUGGAGUUUUUUGAAAUUAUUUUGGAAUUUUUUAGGGGGGGUUUUGGGAAACUGGGGAGGAGGAAACACUAAAAAAUAAAAAAAUAAAUUUAAAAAGGAUU
This is a messenger RNA of Oenanthe melanoleuca, 1716 nucleotides long. RefSeq lists its product as uncharacterized. The transcript is spliced from 4 exons. The coding region runs from base 618 to 1541 and encodes 307 amino acids. Lineage: Eukaryota; Metazoa; Chordata; Aves; Passeriformes; Muscicapidae. The record is from RefSeq and is a predicted model, not a curated record.